CUUUAUUUGUAAAAGAAAAGAGAAGAAAAACUAAAGCUUAUUUUUAUUUUUGUUUUUAUUUUUGUUUUUAAACAAGAUGCAAUAAUUCUUUUUAUGAAAUUUUUUUUUUUUUAUUCAUGUUCCGGUCAACAAAACCAUUUUACUGUUUAUUUUCCAAAGUUGGCAAAAGGUUUAUUAGGAUGAACGGCAAGACGUAUGGUGUAGCUAAGAAUGGAGUUACGAUGAAGAUAGAAUUGACUAAAAAGGAAGCUAAAAUUUGUCAAGCCCUUAAGGGCGUUUCUACUCUUAUUGCAAAUGAAAGACCUGAAAUGCCUCUAAUUGAAUCUAGAAUUGCUGGUGGUUGGGUUCGUGACAAGGUAAAUAAAAGAAAAGAAAGAAAAAAGAGUAGUAACAUUAUAUGCAUUGUUCAUUCUUCUUAUUUGAAACACACACACACAUAUAUAUAUAUAUACAGUUACUUGGAAAUGAAUGUCAUGAUCUCGAUAUUGCCAUCAACGAUAUGAUGGGUUAUGAAUUCGCUACAUAUGUUAAUAAAUACCUUGAAAGUCAAGGUGUACCUACAAAAUCAAUUGCAAAGAUCGAAAGUAAUCCUGAUAAAUCAAAACAUUUAGAGACAGCUACAACUAGAAUAUUUAAUCAAGAAGUUGAUUUUUGUAAUUUGCGCACAGAGAUCUAUGAAGAAGGCAGUCGUAUUCCUACACAAAUUACAUUUGGCACACCUGAAGAAGAUGCAUAUAGACGUGAUAUUACAAUUAAUAGUUUGUUUUAUAAUGUUAAUACACGUAGUGUUGAAGAUUUUACAGGGAAGGGUAUUCCUGACUUAAUUAAUGGUUUGAUUCGUACACCUCUUGAGCCAUUUGAGACUUUCCGUGACGAUCCACUUCGUGUUAUUCGUUGUAUUCGUUUCUCAAGUCGUUUUAAUUUUGAGAUGGUACCAGAAUUAUGUAAAGCAGCCAAACACACUGAAAUUAAAAAUGCAUUGAUUAAUAAAAUCAGCAGAGAACGUAUUGGCAUUGAAUUCGACAAGAUGAUUAAGGGACCCCAUCCUUUGUUAUCUCUUCAACUUAUUCACCAGUUAGAACUUUAUCCUAUCAUCAUGGCUCCUCCUGAAAAUAUCAAAAGUGGCACUAUUGAUAACCCUAUUGUGGCCGUGAAAGCAGUUGGUAUUGUUCAAUGGUUAUUUUUAAAUAAUCAUCCAUAUUAUAGACAUUUGAUGCCUGUAUCAGAGAACGAAAGAAGAACACUUGUUUUAGCAGCAAGUGUUUUGCCUUAUUUAAAUGUGGUUUCUGAAGUCAAAAAGAAAGAAAUUCCUACUGUUCAAUUAGUUUUACGUGAUUCAAUCAAGACCACAAAUGCUGAUAUGAACACUGUCUCAACUAUUUUCCGUGGUCUGAAAGGAAUUCAAGAUUUAGCUAAUAACAAUAAAAAAGAAACUGUGAAAAGAUCUGAGUUAGGUAUGCUAAUUCGAGAUUUAGGCGCUUUAUGGCAAACUGCUGUCAAGCUGGCCAUUGUUAAAGAAUGCCUAGAUACUUAUCCUGAAGUUGCAUGGACACAUCUCAAGGAGGUUCAUUUAGAGACAGGCAAAGAAAUUUGUGAAAAAUACAAUGCAUUAAUUGAACAAGCAAAUCAAUAUGGUAUCAGUGAAUGCUAUACUUGGAAACAUAUUGUGGAUGGUAAAACAGCAGCACACAUAGUUGGGGUAAAACCUGGGCCAGUUGUAAGUGAAUUAUUAACGGUACAAAUGAAAUGGCAAUUAGAACAUCCUGAAGGAACAAAAGAAGAAUGUGAACAAGCCAUCAAAGCAUAUUGGGAAAAUAAAUAAAUAAAUAAACAAAUAUAUACAUUUUUA
Molecule: messenger RNA, 1849 nt
Organism: Cokeromyces recurvatus
Lineage: Eukaryota; Fungi; Mucoromycota; Mucoromycetes; Mucorales; Mucoraceae
Exons: 4
Coding region: 398-1822 (474 amino acids)
Biological process (GO): tRNA 3'-terminal CCA addition
Molecular function (GO): RNA binding; ATP:3'-cytidine-cytidine-tRNA adenylyltransferase activity
Source: RefSeq, a predicted model, not a curated record